Messenger RNA from Lingula anatina, 457 nucleotides. RefSeq lists its product as uncharacterized. The record is from RefSeq and is a predicted model, not a curated record. NCBI's taxonomy places the organism in Eukaryota, Metazoa, Brachiopoda, Lingulata, Lingulida, Lingulidae.
UUCGCUGAUAAGUAGAGCAAAUAUGGCGGCGCCCAUGAGAGCAACACGUUUAUUUGUAACAGAUUGGCGUAGUGUACGGCGGUUCAGUCUAUCAGCAGCACUCAGAUCACCGCAGGAUGAGAAGAAAUUUGACGAGAGAAUGCUCCAGUACUUGGUGUGCCCUGUCUCCAAAACACCAUUGAGAUACGACAAGGAGAACAAUGAACUGGUGUGUGACAAUAUGCACGUGGCGUACCCAAUAGUGAACGGGAUCCCCAACUUAGUGCCAACUGAUGCUCGUAAAAUAACAGAAGUCACAAAAGACACAUCUACAGACAACAAAAACCAGCCAGAAACAUGAUGAGAAGAAUAUAGAUCAUUUAUUUUCACAUUUAGUGACUUACAAAGGAGAGAAUUUUGUUUGGCAGUUUAAGUGUUUAUUAUGAAUACCAAAAAUAAUUAUAAUUCAUUCAUUCAA